Molecule: messenger RNA, 1391 nt
Organism: Solanum lycopersicum (tomato)
Lineage: Eukaryota; Viridiplantae; Streptophyta; Magnoliopsida; Solanales; Solanaceae
Gene: CysEP
Product: KDEL-tailed cysteine endopeptidase CysEP
Cellular component (GO): lysosome
Molecular function (GO): cysteine-type endopeptidase activity
Source: RefSeq, marked validated
UUUUAUUUCAAUAUUUUCACCACUUCUUUUAUUAUUGUUGAGUGUUAUUUCUUCCAUAAGCAAUCAAUCACUUUGUUUCAUUUAUCUAUAAAAGGCCCUCUUCAUAGUCAUCUAAAAUAAUCACAUCUUGAGUCUCUUAUCUUUCAAAAUGAAGAAGUUGUUUCUAGUUCUUUUCACCUUAGCUUUGGUACUUAGGCUCGGGGAGAGUUUCGAUUUCCACGAGAAAGAAUUAGAGACUGAGGAAAAAUUCUGGGAGUUGUAUGAGAGAUGGAGAAGCCAUCACACCGUAUCGAGGAGCCUUGACGAGAAACACAAGAGGUUUAAUGUGUUUAAGGCUAAUGUUCAUUAUGUUCACAACUUCAACAAGAAGGAUAAGCCUUAUAAGUUGAAACUGAAUAAGUUUGCAGACAUGACUAACCAUGAAUUCAGACAGCAUUAUGCUGGUUCUAAGAUUAAGCAUCAUCGUACUUUGCUUGGAGCUUCACGAGCAAAUGGAACUUUCAUGUACGCCAACGAGGAUAAUGUCCCUCCUUCUAUUGACUGGAGGAAGAAAGGUGCUGUCACUCCUGUCAAAGAUCAAGGCCAGUGUGGAAGUUGCUGGGCAUUUUCAACUGUGGUUGCGGUAGAGGGGAUAAACCAAAUCAAAACAAAGAAAUUAGUAUCUUUGUCGGAGCAAGAACUUGUUGACUGUGACACUACAGAAAACCAAGGAUGCAAUGGAGGAUUGAUGGACCCGGCAUUUGACUUCAUCAAGAAGAGGGGCGGCAUCACAACAGAGGAGAGGUAUCCUUAUAAGGCUGAAGAUGACAAGUGUGACAUUCAAAAGAGGAAUACUCCGGUGGUUUCAAUUGACGGACACGAGGAUGUUCCUCCUAAUGAUGAGGAUGCACUGCUUAAAGCAGUAGCCAACCAGCCUAUUUCUGUAGCUAUAGACGCUUCAGGUUCUCAGUUCCAGUUCUACUCUGAGGGCGUAUUCACCGGAGAAUGUGGUACUGAGUUGGACCAUGGUGUGGCUAUUGUGGGGUAUGGCACAACCGUCGAUGGAACCAAAUACUGGAUUGUGAAGAACUCAUGGGGAGCUGAAUGGGGAGAAAAAGGAUACAUUAGAAUGCAGCGCAAGGUUGACGCUGAAGAGGGGUUGUGUGGUAUAGCAAUGCAACCCUCCUACCCCAUCAAGACUUCAAGCAACCCUACAGGGUCUCCUGCAGCCACACCUAAGGAUGAACUCUAAGUUAAAUGCACACAGCCUCAUCUGUGCUUAUUUUAGUCUUUACAAAAGUAUUAGGCAUCUACUAGGAAAGAUGUCAAUUUACAUAAGAUACACUUAACUUCAUGUUGUCAAUUUGUAGACUGCAUUUUGGAAUUUGAUUUGAUUAAGUUCAUCUACUAAA